Messenger RNA from Hyalella azteca, 2039 nucleotides. RefSeq names its product neurocalcin homolog (gene Nca). The transcript has 4 exons. Lineage: Eukaryota; Metazoa; Arthropoda; Malacostraca; Amphipoda; Hyalellidae. The record is from RefSeq and is a predicted model, not a curated record. The coding region runs from base 551 to 1126 and encodes 191 amino acids. Gene Ontology annotation, molecular function: calcium ion binding.
UGAUCCUAUGUCUUGUGCUCUUUGCAGAUCGAGAACCAGAAACACCGGCCUCUGUUGCAGCAACAACAGCUACCACUAGCAAGCGUCCAACACUAGACCACUAGUACAACACUAGACCACUAGUAAACCAUUUGUCUUUCGAAAGCCCCGCCUUAGUGUCAUAUCUAGUGUCUAGCUAACUCGAAUAGUUCCUCAUAUCUACAUCUUAGUUGUUACUACGUGUUGUCUAGUUCGUAUAUAUUUCCUAUUGUGCUAUAGCAUACUGUUUUCAAAGAGUUGAUUUUAUACUCAUAGUCUAUUGCUUAGAAACACACUUGAACGAACGUUCUGUAAUCGAGCUCACACCUCGACUUCCAUAAUUAUUUUCCCCCUUGAAACACGUGGGUAUAAUCCGCGCAAAUCUGCAUCACUGCAGCGAUAACCAAAAUAAAGAGAAUACCGAGCGGUAGAGUUUCUUAUAGCCUCGUGCAUUUGCAUGCGCUGACAACUCUUCUGCUAGACGAGCUGAGCGAUUGUUUGUGUUGCAAACGAAGCCUUUCUUAACUUCACGAUGGGUAAACAAAACAGCAAACUCAAGCCUGAAGUGCUCGAGGAUCUCCGCUCCAACACUGAAUUUACCGAUUCGGAAAUUCAGGAAUGGUACAAAGGCUUCUUGAAAGAUUGUCCCACUGGCCAUCUUUCGGUCGAGGAAUUCAAAAAAAUCUAUGGAAAUUUUUUCCCGUACGGCGACGCGUCUAAGCAGUUUGCCGAGCACGUGUUCCGUACGUUCGACGCCAACGGUGACGGGACGAUCGACUUCAGGGAGUUCCUGUGCGCGCUCUCCGUCACGUCGCGCGGCAAACUCGAGCAGAAGCUGCGCUGGGCCUUCAGCAUGUACGACCUCGACGGCAACGGCUACAUCAGCCGUAACGAGAUGUUGGAGAUAGUGACGGCUAUCUACAAGAUGGUUGGGUCCGUCAUGAAGAUGCCGGACGACGAGAGCACUCCGGAGAAGCGGACGGACAAAAUAUUCCGGCAGAUGGACAAGAACCGCGACGGCAAACUCAGCCUCGACGAGUUCAUUGAGGGCGCCAAGAGCGACCCGAGCAUUGUGCGCCUGCUGCAGUGUGAUCCGCAGAGUCAGUGAUACUGAGUAUACUGAGCCUCAGAUACUGAGUAUACUGAGCCUCUGAUGCUGCAGUGUGACCCGCAGAGUCAGUGAUACUGAGUAUACUGAGCCUCAGUCAUACUGAGUAUACUGAGCCUCAGCCUGCUGCAGUGUGACCCGCAGAGUCAGUGAUACUGAGUGUACUGAGCCUCAGAUACUGAGUGUACUGAGCCUCAGCCUGCUGCAGUGUGACCCGCAGAGUCAGUGAUACUGAGUAUACUGAGCCUCAGAUACUGAGUGUACUGAGCCUCAGCCUGCUGCAGUGUGAUCCACAGAGUCAGUGAUACUGAGUAUACUGAGCCUCAGUUGCUGAGUAUACUGAGCCUCAGAUACUGAGUAUACUGAGCCUCCGAUAUGCUGAGUAUACUGAGCCUCGGUGUCAGUAAUACUGAGCUGCUGAUGCAAGGAAACUUUUGUUCUGUCGUGCGAUUUAUUGACGAUUGAGAAAAGCGUUCUGAAAACUAGUUUUGUUGUCGCCAUCUUUUUGCUGCAUAUGCAUUUUAUAUUUGCAAAUAUGACUAUGAACGGAGAAUAUUUCUUGUUUUAGGUAAACCUGAGCGUGCUAAUGAAAUUUGUUGAUAACUUUAACCUAUUACCGUUGCUUUACCGCCGAGUUUUCGCCUACCUUUCGAAAUUCACCAAAAUGUCCACAACAUCCAAGCUUUGUUCGCCACGCACACGCAGGCCGCUGCUCUUGCUGUACAAAAAUGCAGGAUGCGUGCGUACUUCCAUACGCAAACGUUUUGUGAAAAUAUUUACUCAUUAACUAAUAAAGUUUCAAUUUUAAUUGUCUCUCCAUGGUUUAAAAAUAAUCUAUUACGUCCAUCUUCAAGUUACGUUUGUGCGUUAAGAAAUCAUCGGCAACUUGUUGGUAGAAACACGAAGCUACGUC